Camellia sinensis is the source of this 1460-nucleotide messenger RNA. Lineage: Eukaryota; Viridiplantae; Streptophyta; Magnoliopsida; Ericales; Theaceae. The record is from RefSeq and is a predicted model, not a curated record.
AUGAUUUCCAAGUUAUCGAAAUCGAUUAGGGCUUGCGAGUUUUCAGUUGGCGCAUCUUUUUAUCAACCAGUCAAAGGAUUUUGGCAAUCAUACGUUCCCAGCCAAGAUCUAAAGAAACUCUUGGAUCUUCCUGUGCAGAAACGAAAAUCCCCUUUUCUGUUGAAUUAUAUACCAACAUACAAAUCGGUUUUGCCCGACGUCCCUCGGAGAAGUCAAACUCCACUGUCUGCCUCAACCCCUCCAGGAACUUCUUUACCAAGAGAUGAUCAGGCUUCUUCUUUUGAUCCAGUUGAGUUGCUGUCAACCUCUGUCCCCCAACUUAUCCUAAUAUCCCAACGCCGAUGUCGUCGUCAUGCCCCAACAAACGUGCCUUUCCUUGCGACUUCCAAAGAGUCAGACGGGGAGGCCGACGGGGAGGAAACCGACGCAGAGGAUGUCGAAGAAAAUGAGGGGGUCGCUGUUGGGGCCAAGUCUCCAACAUUGAAUGAUCAAGUCCUAGACUUGACUCAUGAUGAAGAAGACUUGGUUUCCAAGGCUGCCUCUCCUAAGCAAACAACUUCUGAAGCCCAGUGUGCUCUAAAACUGCCAAGUAUAAGAACAAUUCUUCUCCAUGAAUUGGAUUUGACAGAACCGGAGCUGUUGUCAGUGGGCUUGAGGGUGGUAGUAUUUGCAGGUACACAUAACGUUCCAACCUAUGACCAUAACUACGAGGUUUUAUAUGGAGCUCAACAUAUCUUGCCAUUUCAUCAAGGCAGAGAAAUCGGGCUCUCUCUCGAUGAAUCCAAUGGAUCUGGAAUUAAAUCCAAGUUCAAUUAUACUUCUGGGUUCUUCCAUAUAAACAUUAAGCUACCAGCCAAUGACUCCGGAGGAGUCGUAACAGCCUUCUAUUUGAAAUCGAAAGAUAGUGAAUUGGAUUUUGAGUUCUUGGGCAACAGAAAAGGGAAGCCCAUCGGAGUUCAGACGAAUGCCUUUUUAAAAGGAAAAGGGGGUAGAGAGCAGAGGAUCUAUCUUUGGUUUGAUCCAACUGCGAACUUCCAUACUUACAAAAUCCUAUGGAACCAACAUCAAAUAGUUUAUUUUGUUGAUGAAUAUCCCAUUCGAGUUUUCAAGAACAACAGACACGAUGGAGUUGGCUUCCCAGCACAACCAAUGCAACUAAUGGCAACUAUAUGGGACGGAGAUAGUUGGGCGACGAAUGGUGGAAAAACUAAAAUCAUUUGGGCUCAUGCACCGUUUAUAAGUCACUUUCGGGGCUUUGCCAUUGAUGGAUGCCCCUAUGACAGCUCUCACAGAAAAUCAUGCAAUUCUCCGAAGUUUUGGUGGAAUGGAAAGAAUUACUGGCAACUGUCUCCUAACCAAGAAAGAAGGCAUCAAGUCAUAAAGCGCAAUUAUAUGUACUAUGAUUACUGCAAUGACAGAACUAAACACCCAACAUAUCCCCCAGAAUGCCCACAGUGAUA